AUGGUGAAACGACAAAAGGAGAAACAGUACCAAUCGGCACGAGAGCAUCGAGCCAAUUCGCAGUUGCGGUCUGGCACAGCUAGUAAUAGUAGUACGAGCAGUACUCGCAAGCUCCCCUUUAACUGCUGUGCUCUGAGUUUGAUGCCCUUUUCCACUCCCAUCGCAACCCGCAGCAACGGGAUUGUCUUUGACAAGCAAUCGAUGGAAAGUUUUUUGAAAGAGCAUGACAAUAUGGAUCCCGUGACAGGCAAGAAACUCAAUCCUCGCGAGGAUUUGAUUGCCUUGGAGAUGGAUCAAGAUGACGAAGGCCGAUGGCAAUGUCCCAUUCUCACCAAACCCUUUGCCGAUCACACCAAAAUCGUCGCCAUUCGACACGGCACUUCCGCCAAUGUCUACUCGUACGAAGCCUACCACGAACUCAAUGUCAAAACCAAGAAUUGGGAAGACUUGAUUUCGGGAGAGAAAUUCAAUCGCAAGACGGAUGUCUGGAUUCUCAAUGAUCCCGAUGAUAUCGAGAUCCAAAAGAAACGUGAUAUCAACACAUUUUACCAUAUUCAACAUCAGCGACAGCUGGAAGCCAACAAACAGCAAACCAGUAAUAUUCGACACAGUGUCACGGCCAGUCGUAUUUUGGAUAAAAUGAAAAAGAACGACAGCAACAAUACUAAAAAGAGAUCGUCCUCCGAGCCCUCCUCCGAUCUCCAACAAGAAGGCAAGCGACUCAAAAUAUUUUCAGACGAUGUCACGCGUGCCGCCUUGACAUCGGGAAAGGCAUCGGGAUCCUUGACCAGUACCGUUAUGGAAAUCACCCCCGACAAUGAGACGCGAGAAGCAACCCAAGAAGAAGUAUUGAAAUCGAUGUGUGUGGUAUUGCGACGUCUCAAGAAAAAGGGCUACGUGCGCAUGGAAUUGUCCACUGGUCAGUAUCUGGUAUUGGAGAUUCAUUGCGACUAUGUGCCACGGACCGCCACCAAUUUUAUCAAAUUGUGUCAAGAGAAAAAGUACAAUGGAAGUUCGUUUCAUCGGUUGAUCAAGAAUUUCAUGAUUCAAGGAGGGAAACCGCCCAAGAACAGUAGUGAUAGUAGUGACGAGUGCUACUGGGGUGGCUCCUUUCGAGAUGAAUUUGAUGAUCGACUCAAACAUACUGCACCUGGGAUACUCUCCAUGGCGAACGCCGGCCAGCACACUAACAAGCGACAAUUCUUUUUCACAUUUGCACCUUGCGAACACCUUGACAAGAAACAUUCCAUAUUUGGGGUUGUCAUUAAGGGGUUGGACGCACUCAAAGAGUUGGAAAAGAUACCCACGGACAAGAAGGAUCGACCAAUGAAAGAAAUCACUAUUGCGGAUACGAUAGUGGUGGACAAUCCAGUCGAAGAGGCAGAAGAGAUGGAACGAAAACGAAUUGAAGCCAAGCAAAAAGCUGCCGGCAAGGCAGCAGCACAACAGGAAAGCGCUUCCGCUGGGGCAGCCAAGCCAGUUGCGGCCAAGGCAAAAACGACAACGAUUGGACGAUAUUUGCCCAAGACGGCGGAUACCAAAAAUGAUGACGACAUUGGCAUUCCCGUUGUGCCAAAGGCAGCAGCAAAGCCAGCCAACGCCGAGCCAAAGGCCAAAAUGAAGUUUGGCAACUUUAGUGGUUGGUAA
Molecule: messenger RNA, 1647 nt
Organism: Seminavis robusta
Lineage: Eukaryota; Bacillariophyta; Bacillariophyceae; Naviculales; Naviculaceae
Source: the annotation of a GenBank genome assembly